AUGAGCGGCUCCGAUUCGACCCCGGUGAUGCCGGGCGAGAUGGAGCAAUCGAAGGACGUAGAGGCGUCGACUUCUCCUGGAUAUGAUAGUGAUGCCGCUUUUGAACCCGUUUGUGCCAAGGAGUCGGUGCCUGCAGAACCAUCUGCCGCAGACAAGCCCAAGCGAAUGCCGUCGCUGCGAUCCGUAUCCGACCCGCGGAACAUGAACUCGAAUUCAACGGCCAUGGGAUUGUUGGGGAAAGCGCGAAACCCGUCAAACACCUCGCCGACUCUUGCUACUGGCGCAGGUGGCGUCUUGAACAACGAUGUGAUGGCGAGAGCACGGGCUCUUCAUCAAUCACGCAUGUCCAAGUCGCCCAUAGCCAGUUCCCCAAACUCGCCGUCGCCUUCCUUUCCAUGCCCCGGUCGAAAUGGGUUUGCUUUGGCAAUGCCACCAGCUGCAAUGCACCGGCCAAGCCCUGUGCCGCAUCCGAACUCGGAUCCCGUGAUACCGAAACCGUCCCUGAGUCAGAGGAGAUUCGGCAUGAAGCUGUCCGAUAUGGGCGCCGGGACCUCGAUGCAGUCCUCCUCCGGCCUCAGGCGGGCCGGUGCUCCCAAACUUGCUGACCUGGAGGUCGGUGCGCCGGGUGGCCAACAAAAGCCCAACGGAUCCGGUCUCGGUUCGAAACUGGACGACUUUAAGAAAUACAUUGAUGCUGAGAAGGGCUGGAUCACGUUUGACGGAGCCGCCACCAUUACCAAAACUGGUGUCAAUUUUGCCAGCGGGCAAACAUUCACCAUUUCUCUUGACGAGGUUCAAAUACUGGACGAGUUGGGCAAGGGCAACUACGGCACCGUCUACAAAGUCAAGCAUGCCAAACCGUCAGCUCCGCGAUUUGGACAUGGCCUAUCGGGCGUGCGACUACCACAUUUACUUUCAGAUGCGGCUGUGGACACUCAAGAGGCAAAGGCAGCCGCAGCCGCCGGCGAGGCCUCGUCCCCAGACAGCGGUAACGGCAGUGACAGCACGACCGGCAAGCUGAUGGCAAUGAAGGAGAUUCGACUCGAGCUUGACGAUGCCAAGUUCUCUACUAUUCUGAAGGAGCUUGUGAUUUUACACGAGUGUGUGUCUCCGUACAUUAUCGAUUUUUACGGUGCAUUUUUCCAGGAGGGAGCAGUCUACAUCUGUAUCGAGUACAUGGACGGGGGCUCCAUCGACAAGCUGUACGCCGGCGGCAUCCCCGAAAACGUGCUGCGCAAAAUCACCUAUUCCACCGUCAUGGGGCUCAAGUCACUCAAGGACGAGCACAACAUCAUCCACCGCGAUGUCAAACCUACGAAUAUUCUGGUCAACACCAGGGGACAAGUCAAGAUUUGCGACUUUGGCGUCAGCGGUAACCUAGUUGCCAGCAUAGCCAAGACGAACAUCGGUUGUCAGAGCUACAUGGCCCCCGAACGAAUCUCUGGCGGAGGAAUGGCCCCAACCGGCAGUUCUGAUGGAACGUAUAGCGUGCAAAGUGAUAUUUGGAGUUUGGGCCUGACCAUUAUUGAAUGCGCAAUGGGGCGAUAUCCGUAUCCCCCCGAAGUAUCGUCCACCAUCUUCAGUCAGUUGAACGCCAUUGUGGAGGGCGAUCCGCCCGAUCUGCCCAAAGAAGGAUACUCGGAAACUGCUCAAAACUUCGUGGCCAGCUGUCUGCACAAGGUACCCAAAAUGCGCGCCACGUACGCCAUGCUCCUCAACCACCUAUGGCUGCAGUCCUUCUCCAAACCCAAAACGAUAACGGAAGAGGUCGAAGAAGGCGAUGAAGCUGAAACGGCAGCGGAAGCCGUGGGCCACCUCCAGCUCGGCGAGGGCGACUCGGAAGACGCCGAAGUCGCAGCAUGGGUCAAGGGCGUCCUCGAGGGCGGCAAGGACAAGCCCGGCGACGGUUCUCGUCCGGCGCUGCACGCAGUGCCCCUCGAUUCCGUGAGUCCCACCAGCAGUCCGGUCCUAGCAUAA
Metarhizium acridum CQMa 102 is the source of this 1977-nucleotide messenger RNA. Its product is annotated as MAP kinase kinase Wis1. Gene Ontology annotation, biological process: cellular hyperosmotic response; protein phosphorylation; MAPK cascade. NCBI's taxonomy places the organism in Eukaryota, Fungi, Ascomycota, Sordariomycetes, Hypocreales, Clavicipitaceae. The record is from RefSeq and is a predicted model, not a curated record. Gene Ontology annotation, molecular function: MAP kinase kinase activity; ATP binding.